ACGUCUCCUCGCUCAGGUGUGGAGUGUUUGCUGGCACCCCGCCCUCACGUCUCCCCUCUUGCCCAGGCUGCCGUUGCUCAAUCGGUCCCCGAUUUCACAAUCGCACAUGGGGACAGUCGACAGCCGCAGCAGAGCUGAGUUCCUCAAAUGUUUUCCUGUGUUUGCCAGGACUAUCCACUGCUCUGAGUCAUGUAUAAGUGGGAAGUUGAGCUAAAACGGUCAGGGCUGGCUGAGCAGUGAACAAGAGAGGGAGUGAGAGAGGGAACUCGGAGUCUGGGCGCUCGCUUGCUCGCUGCUCUUGCCCCGGCUUGGGCUGCAGAGGCAGGCGGGGAGAGGAGCGCGGAGCCGGAGGAGCCGAACCAGAAGCGCAGAGCGAGCGGAGCUGGCUAGCGAGAGGAGGCUGGCGAGGAAGGAGCCGGCCUGGGAGCGGAGAAGGGAGCCGAGACAGGGGCGCGGAGUCGGCUGGGAAGCACAGCGCUCCCCAGGGAUGGGGACUGAACCUGAUAUGACGAAUGGACACUGGGAGAAGUGAGACCACCCAGUUGGAGAAUGGUGUAUUAGAAGAGGAGGAAGCAUGCUGUCUGUCAUCCUGGUGCUCUUGGCCGUCCCGUUCUUGGCUCUUGGGGACCAGCUGGUCCCAGAAGGCUGUCCCAGACUCGAUGUGCCAGGUGAUAAGCUGAGCCAGGUGCUUGGUGCCCCUGCCACUCUGACCUGCCUGGGUGGGGAAUCGGAGCCUAAUGGCACCAUUCACUGGAAACUGGAUGAUAAGCCCAUAGGCCCACAGCUUGGCCAAAGGGAAAUGGUGGGAGGAAAGCUACUACUGAAGUCAGUGCAUUACAGCGACUCAGGAAACUACACCUGCUACCUGGAUGGCCGCCCAGUGAAGACCUUGCCUUUGCUAGUGGUUGACCCUCCUGAGGAGCCCGAGUGCUCGUGCCGGAGGAAGAGUUUCACCAGCGGUGUUUGCUGCGAAUGGAGCUUCCAGAGGAAACCGUCCCCACAGACUAAGGCCGUCUUGGUAGUGAGACAGGUACAGAAAGAAGAGACUUUCCAGAGGCCGUGUCACUACUUGCAGGAAUCCCAGAAGUUCUCUUGCCACUUAAAUCUUGGGGAAGAUGAUGACUCCCUCUACUUGGCUGUUUUAUGUGUUGACAACGGGGUGGUGAGGAAGUCCAGUAAAGCCUACCGAUUCAAGGGCUUUGAAGUGCUUCAACCAGAUCCUCCAACCAACAUCACAGUAACAGCUGUGAACAAAAGCCCCCAUUGGCUCAAUGUCACCUGGAAAGACCCGCCUUCCUGGAACUCCAUUUACUACCGACUCCAAUUUGAGCUGCGUUAUCGGGCUGAAAAGUCCAAGGCUUACACAGUCAUCCAGAGGAAGGACCAACACUCAUUGAUUAUCAGUGAUGCCUUGAGGGGCAUGAGGCAUGUUGUGCAGAUCCGGGCCAGAGAGGAGUUUGAUCAUGGCCGAUGGAGUGAAUGGAGCAAGGAGAUCGUGGGCAUCCCAUGGACAGAACCCAAGAACUUUGCAGCUGGGACGGAAUUAUUCAUUUUUACACAGGUGCCUACUACCUCGGAUGACUACAAUGAAAGCCUUUCCCGAGAAAACCCUGAAGGCAUCGCUAACACUUUGCCAGUGCCUGGCUCUAGUCAUUCACCCUACACAUUCCUACUAGCUGGUGGAAGCCUGGUCUUAGGAAUGGUUCUCUUCGUUGGCAUUAUCUUGAGGUACAGAAAAAAGUCGAAGUUGACAGCUUUGAAAGAAGGCAAGCCAAAUGUGCUCCCUCCAUAUUCUUUGGGUCCGUUGGUCCCUGAGAAGCCCCAGUCAACCACGGUGCUGGUUCCCUUCAUCUCUCCAUCAGAGUCUGCCAGUAGCUCUGAGCCUACCAAUGCCCCAGGGCACAGUGGGAAAGACAUCGUGGACCUCCAGAGUCCUUACGACAUUACCAACAGAGACUAUUUUUUCCCGAGGUAGACCCAAACAUGCAUGGAGCAUUUGGGCUUCAGGUAGGCCAAAUUCUGUGGCACAAAGGAAGACUGAAUGAACUAUCAAGAAAGAUGCUUCUCAAUGUCAUUUCAGUCUACCUGCUGAUGGGGCUGGUGCUUUGGGUUUCUCCUGACUUAUUGCUCCACUGGGGAAGCUGAACUGGGCUCCCUCAGAGAACCAGAAUGCUUUUUAGGUCCAAGAAGGGCUUCACGCAGUGAGGAGAUGGUAUUCUGGGAGCAAAUGGAUUGAUUCCCACCAAGCAGGAGGAAAAGGUGGUUGGAUUUCAAAACCACCAUGUCUCAUGAUCCUCUGAGUAACUGGGUUGGUAAGCCACCCCAGAGAAAGAGACAUACACAAAUGCAUAUGGAGGGCCAUGAGCCCAAAAGGCUAUGCUCCCCUGACAGGACACAGAGGAGGAUGGGAAUGAGGGGCCAGCUUGUUCCUAAGAACAACAGGACUAAAGAGAGAAGCUGUUGAUGGUCUGGACUCAACCAUCAACAUUCCCUCAUCCUCAAGGCAUAUCCCUCUCCUCAUCUGGACACAAUAAUUUCUAGCAUAUCUGCCAGCCUGUCACUUCCUGUGGGCAUAUGUUCUUGCCCAAUACACACUUUUCACCAUCCUACCAAGGUUCUUGGUAGAAGAGUUGUUGAAGAAAUUCAGCUUUUCUAGG
This is a messenger RNA of Vombatus ursinus (common wombat), 2657 nucleotides long. Its product is annotated as interleukin-6 receptor subunit alpha-like. The transcript has 10 exons. Gene Ontology annotation, biological process: cytokine-mediated signaling pathway. Gene Ontology annotation, cellular component: membrane; external side of plasma membrane. NCBI's taxonomy places the organism in Eukaryota, Metazoa, Chordata, Mammalia, Diprotodontia, Vombatidae. Gene Ontology annotation, molecular function: protein binding; cytokine receptor activity. The record is from RefSeq and is a predicted model, not a curated record. The coding region runs from base 575 to 1975 and encodes 466 amino acids.